AUGUUCCGGGAAAGUCGGCGCAAGAUUGCCAAGCAAAAACGUUCGAGAAACACUAACUCUGCUAUACCGACCAAAAUCGCUCGUGCAGGCUCAAACAAGUUCAAGAAGCAAGUGCGCGAGUUCGUGGAAGAAUACGAAAAGAAGCACGUGGAUGAUCUAUUCGAUACAACCCCAUCCAAGGAAGGUUUGCCUGAGCUACCGGACUUUGAUGCGAUCAAGUCGCCGGAGCUCGAUACGCCGUCACGAAGCCUCGCGGACGAUGACUCAGACAUCGACGAUGAGGCGCCUGGGCUACUAAAAAAAUUGAGUUCGCGUCGGCGAGACGACAUCGAUUCGUACGUGCUGGGCAUCAAUCGCCAGCACGUUGCAGGUGGUGGAGUAAUGGUUCGUGGCAAGAAGAAAGCCGUGAUGCUUGUGGAAGAUGUGGGCUCGCAUUGUGUGAGGGGAGUUGUGAGUCCGGGAGGGACGACGCAUGUUCGUAUCGAGAAGGACGGCAGUUCGGACGAUGAAGAUGAAGACGACUAUCACAGCAGUGAAGAGGAGGAGGAUUUCGAUAUCCUUUGA
Messenger RNA from Phytophthora infestans T30-4, 564 nucleotides. RefSeq lists its product as uncharacterized. NCBI's taxonomy places the organism in Eukaryota, Oomycota, Peronosporomycetes, Peronosporales, Peronosporaceae. The coding region runs from base 1 to 564 and encodes 187 amino acids. The transcript is spliced from 4 exons. The record is from RefSeq and is a predicted model, not a curated record.